UUCCAAAACGUUUCGAGUUGUACUCUGAUACCAUUCUGUUCUUUUUCAUUGCUAUACUGUGCUGUAAUGGCAAGAUAAAGAAGAAUAUAUCUAAUUUUGUAAAAAAGUCAUUGUGGAACACAACUCAGUUUGCACAACAGUGGGAAACAGUCGACAUUCAUUUACUGCAUUAGUACGUGAUAAUCGGUCUAACUAGGAGGUAUUGUCGUACCUCGAUUGUUGGACACUUUUAAGUACUUUGAAAGUCACUGGUAAUCGAUUAGGUGAUUUAAAGAGCAUUAUCGUAAAACAAUUUUAUAUUGUCAGUAUUCAUCGGAAAAAAUGGCGACCAAGGAUUCAUCUUCUGCUGCUGAUACUGCUGGUACCAAGCUUUUUACUCGGGCAGAAGUUGCAGAACGUAACAGCAAUACAGAGACUUGGAUCAUUAUCCAUAAUAAAGUUUACAACGUGACUGCAUUUCUUAAUGAGCAUCCUGGUGGCGAGGAAGUACUUCUAGAGCAGGCUGGGAAGGAUGCUACCGAAGCAUUUGAAGAUGUAGGACAUUCCACUGAUGCUAGGAAUAUGAUGAAACCGUACAAGGUCGGAAAACUUGUGGAGGCUGAUAGAACGCAGGAUGAAAAGAAAAACAAGGAAUGGUCAAAUGAUGGUUCUAGCGGAGAUAACUCAAGCUGCUGCGUGGUCUCAUGAUGAUUGGCAAUUGCAGUGGUUCUUGGAGAUCCUGGCUGAUUCCAGUUGCACUAGGUGUGCUCGCGACCCUCGUUUACCGUUACUUCAUCAAUGCACAUUAAAAAAAAGCAUUCCUUGAAAAACUUUUAUACUUUUUGAUUGUUACUACCUGUCGGAGGUGAAUUGUCAUACAAUUGACUGUUUUGAAUUAUUGUGUAUUCUACACUAUUGUAAUUAUUUUUGACGAUUCAGGUGUAUUCCCGCGCAUAAUCAGUUGGCCUAGCAUUUACAAAUAUAAACAAAUGAUCUAUCAGUGUAUUAUAUUUAUAUAUAUAAUAUUAUAAUACUAUCUAUGCAUGGAGAAAUAAAUCGAUUUAAUUUACA
Molecule: messenger RNA, 1050 nt
Organism: Cephus cinctus (wheat stem sawfly)
Lineage: Eukaryota; Metazoa; Arthropoda; Insecta; Hymenoptera; Cephidae
Gene: Cyt-b5
Product: cytochrome b5
Exons: 4
Coding region: 322-687 (121 amino acids)
Cellular component (GO): intracellular membrane-bounded organelle; membrane
Molecular function (GO): heme binding
Source: RefSeq, a predicted model, not a curated record